Molecule: messenger RNA, 1011 nt
Organism: Rhizoctonia solani
Lineage: Eukaryota; Fungi; Basidiomycota; Agaricomycetes; Cantharellales; Ceratobasidiaceae
Product: intradiol ring-cleavage dioxygenase
Exons: 10
Coding region: 1-1011 (336 amino acids)
Biological process (GO): catechol-containing compound metabolic process
Molecular function (GO): ferric iron binding; catechol 1,2-dioxygenase activity
Source: RefSeq, a predicted model, not a curated record
AUGUCUGCUCCAGCACCCAGCAAGGCUGUUGCCGAGGCUCAAAAGGCCGGUGCGCCUACUGUGGACCUUUCGACCCUACCAGAUGUAUCAGACAUUCGGCCGGAAACUAUAACCGAGAAUGUGAAUAAAAUCAAUUCCAGAUGCCCUGAUGAACGGAUGAAGUUCGUUCUUUCUCGGUUAACCCACCAUAUCCACGAGUUUGUUCGGGAGACAAGCUUGACGACAGAGGAAUGGAUGGCAGGAAUUCAGUUCUUGACAGCAACGGGCCAAACCUGCACAGAUAUCCGACAGGAAUUUAUUCUUCUUUCCGAUGUCUUUGGAAUCUCUGCGCUCGUAGACGCCAUCGAUCACCCUAAAGUGGGUAACUCGACUGAGGCUACUGUGCUCGGCCCAUUCUUUACCGAAGACGCACAUGACAUCCAACAUGGCGAGAGCAUAGCAUCGGAGAACAAGGGCGACUAUUUGUACGUGUCUGGAAAAGUGGUUGGCAGCAAGGGAGAGCCCGUGGCCAACGCCAUCGUGGACACUUGGGAGACGGAUGACCAAGGGCGAGCACUCCUUUCACUGUACGAGAACCGUACCGAGCCUGACUGCCGUGGCCGUCUUCGUACUGGACCGAAUGGCGAAUAUGCGUUCCGUGCCGUGGUGCCGGUCGCUUAUCCUAUUCCUAGCGACGGGCCUGUGGGGAAACUCCUGGCAAAGCUCGAGAGACAUGUGUACAGACCCGCUCAUCUUCACGUCAAGAUCCAGGCCGAGGGCUAUGAUACCUUAAUUACGACUGUAUUCCCCCGCGGUGACCCGUUCUUGACAUCCGAUGCCGUAUUUGGCGCAAAGAAAUCGCUGAUUGUGGAUCUGAAGGAUGUGGAUGACGAAGCGCUAGCGCGGAAACGAGGCAAGUUUGUACAAGGAAGUAAAUUCAAGGAGCUGGAGUUUGAUUUCGUUUUGGUCAAGAAAGAAGACGCCGAUGCUGCACGCAAAGCGCGUGCUGAGGCAAGCGCUGCCAAAAUCUAG